Molecule: messenger RNA, 2057 nt
Organism: Tribolium madens (black flour beetle)
Lineage: Eukaryota; Metazoa; Arthropoda; Insecta; Coleoptera; Tenebrionidae
Product: FAST kinase domain-containing protein 5, mitochondrial
Exons: 4
Coding region: 83-1990 (635 amino acids)
Source: RefSeq, a predicted model, not a curated record
UACAGGAACCUGUAAUUAAACUCAGUUGGUACAUUUGAUUCUAACCACACUUUUCCUCCAAUUAUCGCAAAUCUCAAAAACGAUGUUAAGUCGGUGUACCACCAAUUUGCGUUCCACGUUCAAUCUCCUCAUUUUUAAUUUUCCCAAAAAUCAGUUUAAAUUCUCACCUAACCUUACUUUUUCCAAGUCACGUUUUUUCCAUUUAUGGCCCCCAAACCAGGCGAAACUUUUUAUCGACACUGAAAACGCCUAUGCUUACACUAUUCUACCCCCAAUUCCCAAAUUCACUCCUUGUUUCAACCCCCCAAAACGUGUAGAAACCCCCGAACAAUUCCUCGAAGUGUUAAACCAAAAUUGGCGAGAAUCUUGUGCUAGUGAUAUUGUAGAGGCAUUUGAACGUGUUAAAGACUAUUGUGUGGGGAAUAAUAUCGAUUUGAGUGACCCUCGAUUUGAUAAACUCGUUGACGGAUUAAUGGAUCAUUGUGAAAAAUUAACCGAUGAAGAGCUCUUAAGACUUCUCAUUUUAUUAACACAGUACCCCCAGUGUGACUCUAGCACAACGCAUAACUACCACGAUGUGUGGAGCUGUCUUGACGAUGUUUGUUGUUGGAAAAUGGCAAAUUGGAAUUUUCAAAAACUCUUCACUUUUGCUGAAAUUUGGUACAGGUUGAAUUUGGGACGCUUAUCUGACUUUAUUUUCGAAGUGAUUGAUAAAUCUGUGAGAAAAUCGCACCGAUUACCCAAGGAGUUUUUAGUCUAUAUUUGUUUUUAUUUAAACGUGGCACGAAAAAAAGAAGUACCAUUUGAUUUUGAACACACUUUAGCCACAAAAAUUGGGGAAUUUAAUGUUGAAGAGUUGACAAUAGUGGCAAUGGCUUAUUUCAAAUCAAAAAGUAAAGUCAAACUUAAACCAAUCCUGGAUGCUAUGAUAAGAGCGGUAAAUUCAAAUUGUGAUACUAUUAAUGAAAUAAGUUUGACAGCAAUUUUGAAGACGAUCCGUUUGAGUCAACAUGUUCAAACAGCCGAUGAAAUUCCCCCAUUGUUGGACAAUUUACUCCCACAAAUCCCUAGAUUAUCAAAGUUUGCAACACUGCAUAUAGCUCUUUUGGGGACAAGUCUUCAAAUCAAACACGAAAAGUCCCUAAUGUCUUGUACACAAGCUAUACUCGACGACAUUGAAAAUGUCCGAUUGAAAGACCUCGAACGCAUCCUUUUAGUCUGUUCCAUGUUCAACAUUGAUACAAAACCGUGCAUUUUUAAUUCGGUUUUAACCGAAUUAAAAAAAGAGCAUCGAGAGAAAGAAAUGAUACAAUAUCGCCGAAGCCUUGGCAGCACUUUACACUACCUCACUUUUCGUCAAAUCUAUCCAUUUGAAUUAAUAAACAAAGUUUUAGACGACGAGUAUAUAAGCGAGGUUUAUGGCAAGUCAAUAAGAAAUCUACCACGAGAAUUAUUUUCCCUCGAUUGUAGCCUUGAAAUUGAAUGUCAAAAUUACUCAGGAAAUCGCCUUGAUCCGUCUAAAAAAUUCAAAUCUGUUAAAUGGUUAACUGAAUAUACCCCAAGUCACACCCAACAUAAACGUCUCACUUUGUCUGAUAAACUUUAUCUAGAAGUCGCCCAAUAUAUCACAAGCGUGGUUGGCCAGGACUGUAUACGUCACUAUCACGUGUUACCUCAUUUCAGUAAAUCAGAUAUUAUAGUUUGUCGGGAUAUGAGUGGAAAUUUUGUGGAACCAAAACUGGACCAGUAUGUCCUUGGGGACAUUAUGAGGCCUUGUGGUGAUUUUGAUUGGUUUGCUUUUAUUGUCAUGACACCAAAUUUGACAGUUAGAGGCCGGAAUGAGCCUUUAGGAAGUAUGGUUAUGAAGGCGAGACAGUUGAGGAGCAUUGGAUUUAGACCAAUUUUUGUUUAUUCGAACGAGUUUAGGGAAUUGGGGACGGAGAAUGAGAAAAUGGAGUUUGUUAAAACGUUGCUAAACGUGAAUAUUUAGACUAGUCGAUUUGUAUUGAACUAAAUUUGAAUAAAAAUGCGAAUAAAACCGUUUUUUUUAUUGACAG